UUGGGAAUUUCAGUGGAAGCAGGCUAUUAGUUGGAAAAACGCUUCCUGUAACAUCGCAGCAUCGCACAGAUAAAUGGAGUAACGGAGAGGAGGGGGGGUUGUGCAGAAAAACUUGACUUCCAGUGAUGGUCAGUCAACUCAUGUGGACUUUCCGCUUCUCGGGUACCAAUAAUGCGUCUUAUUAUUACCAUCACAGACGCUGCUGCUGUUGCUGCUGCCGUGUAGCCCACAAGGGACAGGUCACCACGUCGGCGAGACAGAAUAAAAAGUGAGCUUGAGCUCAGGGCGACUGAGCUGCAGCGGCUACUCCGGCUGAGGACGCAACACGGGACUCGGAUCCUCUCUACGCGGCUGUGCUCUCUCUACUUGGAGCUGAGGACGAACCACGGAUGCUCUGCGAACAUUCAUAUGACUUCAGAAGACAUAAGAGCAGACUUUAAGGGGACAUAUUCCGGACCGGAGGCAAUCAGGAUCACACACCAAAAAGUUGCGCACACUUUACAUUUGCUUUAUUGCUGGACGCACGGGACGUAACAGCACGUGGUGGCUUUUUGGUGAAGCUUUUGUAAAGGUGUCCGGUGGAAGGAGUUCACUUCUUGGUAUUUUUUUCUCACGCUAUGAGCGGACUGCGCAGGCACUUCAUCAUGGGACUGGUGCUACUGAUGUGCACGCUGACCGACCACUGCGGCGAGAGCGCGCCCUCGUCGGCCCCGACGGCGGUGGGCGGCGGGGACGCGCAUCGGGACUUCAGGCGGAUGGUGGAGAUCAUGAAGCACGUGGAGCAGAGCAGGGGGAGCCACGGAGCGACAACACAAGCCCCGGUAACGUCACGGGCGAGGAGCUCUCCGGAUUUUCGCUACUCGAGGACAGACCGGGGGAAUCCGGCUGUGGUCGUAUUUCCCAGAGAUCUACGAAAGAAGGAGAGAUUCCUACAACUUCUAACAGGUCCGCUCUACUUCAGCCCCAAGUGCAGGAAGAAUGUGUACCGAGUUUACCACCACACUAGAGACUGCACCAUACCUGCAUACUUAAAAAGAUGUGCGCGACUUCUGACACGGCUAGCUGGCAGCCCGCAGUGCACAGAGGGGUAGCACGCACAAGGUUGAAGCCAAACAUGAGUACUCCAGAAGAAAAAAAUCUUGGGAAAAAAGUGCCUUGGACAGUAAGAGGGAAGCCUGAAUCUGACCAGCCCCGACUGAUAUUAGGUACAACAUUGUCCUUCACUGAGGUCUCUUCUGCUACGGCGUGGAUCGCUGCCACCCACCUCUGUCUGGGCCUCGAUGGUUCGCUGUCAUCACAAAGGAAGCACAACCGGGCGACACAACCAGACAGGAUAGAGACGGUGAAACCCAAGAGCGGAGCUGGAAAAGAAACAAACGGCUGAAAGAAGAAAAAAAAAACCACGCGGGGCCU
Molecule: messenger RNA, 1413 nt
Organism: Stegastes partitus (bicolor damselfish)
Lineage: Eukaryota; Metazoa; Chordata; Actinopteri; Pomacentridae
Gene: alkal2a
Product: ALK and LTK ligand 2a
Exons: 6
Coding region: 618-1091 (157 amino acids)
Biological process (GO): positive regulation of ERK5 cascade; positive regulation of ERK1 and ERK2 cascade
Molecular function (GO): receptor tyrosine kinase binding; receptor signaling protein tyrosine kinase activator activity
Source: RefSeq, a predicted model, not a curated record